UUGAAAGUGCAAAUCAAAGUUGGUUUGAAGAGGCUGAAUCACAUUUAACCAUAAGUAGCAAACGUGCUGCAAUUGUCCGAAGUUUUGGUUUAACACAAAACACAUCAAAUGGAAAUUAUAUGCUUGUAAUAGGUUUAAUGGACUUAAAUUUAAGAGAAUUUUUACAACAGAAUCAUAAUCAACUUACAUGGAAGGAAAAAAUCAAUAUUACUUUUGAAAUAAUUAGGGCACUUUAUAUUAUUCAUUUUGAAAAUGCGAUUCAUAGAGAUUUGCAUUCAGGAAAUAUAUUGUACUCACAAAUUAGUGAUGGAUGGUUUAUUAGUGAUCUUGGAUUUUGUGGACCUGCUGAUAAAUCAUCAAAAUGUAUAUAUGGAAAUCUUCCUUACAUAGCACCUGAAUUUAUUAAUGGAAAAGAAUAUACUUUUAAAUCUGAUAUUUAUAGUAUUGCAAUGCUUAUGUGGGAAAUUUCAUCACAACAACCACCAUUUAUUAAUCAUGAACAUGAUUACAAUCUUGCAAUGAAUAUUAUUAAUGGCAUUAGACCAAGAAUAGUACCAGGAAUUCCUGUUGAAUAUAAAAAUUUAAUGGAAGAAUGUUGGGAUGCAGAUCCAUCAAAAAGACCUGAUACUACUACACUUAUAAUAAGAAUAAGAGAAAUGAAUUUUUAUUAUCAAAGUAUGACAGAUGAAUCAUUUCAACCAGAAACUUGUAAUAAUUUGGAGUUAAAUGAAGCAAAUAACAUAACAAGUAAUACAGAUCACAGAUCAUUUACAAGUAAAAUUCAUCAAUUUGAAAAUCUACCUGAACCAAGAAAUGCAACAGAAGGUAUUGUUUUUGAUACAUAUUGCUUUUAUUAUUUAAAUAAAUAA
Molecule: messenger RNA, 869 nt
Organism: Rhizophagus irregularis DAOM 181602=DAOM 197198
Lineage: Eukaryota; Fungi; Glomeromycota; Glomeromycetes; Glomerales; Glomeraceae
Source: RefSeq, a predicted model, not a curated record